UUGACAUUUUUAUAAAUGUCAUAUUUUUUAUAGUGUUUAAAAUUUUUUUUUAAAAUUUUUUGUACUAUCAGCAAAAUUAUACAGUCUGAGAAGAUAUAAUUUUUUUCAAAAUCAUGGAAUCACUCGUGAAGAACGAAUUUCAACUCUAUUCCAAUCUUGCAAAACCAUUGAUAUUGAACCUACCCACACCUAAAGAUAGAAUAUUGGCUGCAGCUUGGGUAAAAAAAUGCGCGGAUGACAAGACCGGCUCGGAGCAACUACGCACGACCUAUCUGAAAAUGUUGUUGUUUUGUCUACAACGUCGAAGACUGACAGGAUUGUUUGCAGAUGACCCAGACAAAUACGAAGAACUUGAAGAAUUGCCUUUAGGAUAUGACCUGAACGAGUUAGCCAAAAAUAUAAUUGAACAAGAAUUGGAUGAGAGAAGAGAUAAAGCUAUGCGUGAAAUAUCGGGCGACACUGAAGUCAGUGUCUGUUAUUCAACAGACUGUUCACCAGACCUGACGGAGUAUGUGGCAGCUCAAGAUAUCCCACAUUUUGGGGUUCAUGUUUAUUACGCUCUGUCAAGCAAGCCAAUUAAUAAAUGGAAUAGAUCUGAAAAAGCAAUACUUCCUAAAGGAACGAGAAGUGCAAUUGAAACAAGUAUCACACAAGGAGCUACGGGAGGAAGUGCGUCUGAGCCAUCAUGUGUGUGUACGCCAAGAGGUGCUAAAGUUAAAAGCGAUGAGCCUAGUGGAGAAGGUGAAGAGGAAUCGAAUCUACCAGAGUGCCAACGUACAGACAAAGAGUACGACUCUCGAACAAUGAAGAAAAAGAAGCGACCAAAGAGGAUGGGACAGUCUCCACCCACUCAUCCUAUCGGAGAAGUACACCGUGUGCCGGAGGAGAGAGUUACACCUACGUGGGGUACAAACUUAUUAGAUGUACGAGAACCUACGGAUAUAGGAAAAAUAGAGACACCAACAGAAGAAGAAAUUAAACUCGAGGAGGAAGUUUCUAGAUUGUUAGAAGCAGAAGAAGACCAGGAUGAAGACGAAUCAGAUGGAGGUGACGAAUUUAAAGAGAGUACUCAAGAUAUGCUACAUAUUAUUGAUGAAUGGAAACAACAGAAGAUGGAUAAACCUAAAAGACCGUCGCGUUUAGAUAAGCUCGGCAGCAAAACAGGUAUAAAAAAACCGUCAAGUAUCAAAAAACCGAAGAUACCUGUGAAGGGCAUGAAACAACCUAAGUUGAAAAGAGCGAUGGGCAAAAAGCCCGAUAAUUUGCCCGAAGAAUUUGCUGGAUGGACAGAGGAAGAAUUGGAGGAAGCUGGUUUAACCUGGGCUGACUUAAUGCCUAUUGAAGAUAAUGUAGAUGAUGUAUUGAAGGAAAUAGAAGAUCAGGUAAUGGCUCAAGAAGAUGACCAGCUAUUUGAAGGAAGUCCUAAUAUUCAUAUACCUUACGAGCCUACAGAUUACGACGAAAUGAUUCGGGAAGCAGAAAAAGAUUUAUUGAACAGCAAAACAGUGUACGAAAUCGGCGCCGAGGAAGACCAGGACAUUGUCGAUCAUUACGACGAUCAAAUGGAUGAUUUUGGUGAUGAGUUUAAUAUAUAUCAAGCUGCAGAAGAAAUGCGUGUAGGAUCACCCGCCAUUCAAUCCAGAAUUCCAGUGACUACGCCAGGACGUACUCCUACACCAAACAGGGUGAGAUCGUCUGAAAGAAUAUUCGCAGAAGAAGGAGAUUUUGUUUUUAAAAGGAGGACAUCGCCAUUUGCUCCAAUACAACCGCCACCAAAAGAAACACAAAGUAGGCCACUACAACAUUCAUUCGAAAAUGAAGACUUCGGAGAACGGGACCCGGUAAUGGUACAGAUCUUUGAGGAAGCAAAAUCAGCGGUUCAAAGUAUAGACCAACCGCAAGACCAAUCUAGCGGGUCAGCGAACGUAUCCACGGCAGAAAGAAGUAGACAACAAGCAGAUUUUAGAGGAAAACCCGGGAGUUCUCAACCAGAAAGAGCACCUUUAGGCAGUCCAGAACUGGAUUCCUUACAUUUCGAAAGCAAAUUUCGUCGACAACAGGGAGGCUUAUUUGACCGUUCUCCAGUUCCUGAAAGCGCGAGUCCACCUCAAUUAUCUGACGAUGAGUCUUUUCGGAUGUAUGAAAGCUUCUACCGGGAACAAGAUUCAAGUCCAUCUGAACGAAGUACAUCCGCACGAGCGACAAGUACACCACCAGCAGCAGCUGCAGAACAAGAUUCAAGGCUUCAACGUGCUCAGCUGGAAAUAAAAGCAUGGGAACAAGAGACGAAGCUAAGACAAGGAUCGCCAGAAGCAAGAAGAAUUAUAGAUGAGGCUCAAGGGCAACUUAUGUUAGGUGCACCAGGAGUGAAUGAGGAAGCGCCUUUUCCUACACAAAAACCACAGAGGGUCCUUCCGAAGCCAGCAUUUUCUCCCACAACUGGUUCUCCCUUAAAUGUCCCAAGUUACGACAUUCAACCAGAUGAUCUUGGUGUUAAUUAUGACGAUGUUUUAGAUAUUCCCCCUACACCGUUCCCACCAUGUGGAUAUUCCUCACCGCCAGCUGCUCAACGAGAUGAUCUUUUUACCCGAUUGGGAGCACCUGAAAUCACAACUGAUGACUUUAGGCCAAGACCACCACAGUAUUUCCACCCGGGACUUGAUAUUGCUGCAGAUGAUUCACCACCUCCUCCUUUAUGUAUGGAAGAACAGAUUUGUGAGUCAGCUAGUGGAGGGGGUUACGUAAGACCACCUCGGCCUGUAAGUGAUCUGUCACCUGUAAGAGAAAAGUAUUUCGAUGAAGAAGUAUAUAAGUUCUUCGAAGAAACUGAGCAUAAAGGACAACGUGUCGAUGCUCGACCAAUGUCACCAUGGCGAAAUGAAUCUAUAUAUUACACACCUGAAGUUGAUAGGACACUUUCUGUAGAAUAUCCGUUGGAUUCCCCACCUCCAAGACCAUUUGUUCCUGGAGUAUCAUCUCCUGUAACGCCGCCUUGCCAACUUCCAAUACAACGUCCAGGUGGCUAUGAUACACCGCAUGAUUAUGGUGCUCAAUUUGAUAUGUUGCCCGAUCAUUAUCCUCCAGACCAACGAACUCCCAUAGAACCAAGACCAAUUCCUGGUAUGUCCGAAUUUGACCGAGCACCAUGUCGGGGGGCAGUAAAGGAUUCUUGGCGUAAAGUAGCUUCACCAAGAGGAAGACGCAGACAUUUAGGUGCAGCAGGUACCUUUAAUUCAGCUGGCGAGGAUCAAUAUGAAGAUUUCCAGACACCAAGAAGAAAUCUCAGCCAAUGUAGAGCAAGAUUAUUUCCAACUCCUGAGGGAGAGGCAGGUCCAUCACGAAGGCCAACGGGUUCAACUCCGCCGUUCUACAAUUCGGAUUUUGAAAGUCCACCACCAGCUCCUGUUCCUGUUCAAAGAUUUCCUGCUGCAAAAAGAAUUAAAAAACGAGGGAAAUAUCCAGAACCUGAACCGCCAGUAUCUGAUAUACCACACUUUUCUUUGCCAUGGGAAGAUGGUAUUCAAGAACAACAAAAUCCGCCAGAUUACGAUGAUGUUCGUUUUCGAGCGAAAUAUCGUUUUUGCAACGAUAACCUAUUUGACAGUCCUCCAGCCCUUGAACCUGGCAGUCCCCUUCAAGGAUCUGGUCUUCAAGAUACCUUUGAGAUGUAUGAAAGUUUCUACCGAGAUCAAGAUUCGGGAUCAGGAAGAAGUACACCUACACGAGGGGCAUGUCAAGAGUCAUGUACACCUCCACCUCCAGAUAGAGACCAACAACUAAAACGUGCUCAGUUGGAGUUAAAGGCAUGGGAACAAGAAAUGAAUCUUAGACAAGGAUCUCCAGAAGCAGCAGGCCCAGCUGGAAUUCCGACAGUUAUGGAUGAGCAAGCGCCUUUUUCUACACAACGACCUCAAAGGAUGCCCCCUAAACCUGCAUUUUCUCCGACAACUGGUUCGCAACUUCCUGUUCCAGAUUACGAUAUUCAACCAGAUGAUCUUGGUGUUAGUUAUGAUGAAGGUCUAGAUUUUCGUUCAUUUUCACCAUGUAGGCCAGGCGGAUCUUCAUCACCGCAAGCUGCGGAACAAGGUGACCUUUUUACUCGAUUGGGAGCACCAGAAAUCACAACUGAUGAUAAUAGACCACCACAAUAUUUCCAUCCGGGUCUAGAUAUUGCUACAGAUGAAUCACCACCUCCACCUUUAUACUUCAGCGACUAUGAGGUCUCUUCAUUUGAAGAACGGGUAAGACCACCUCGAUCCAGUUGUUUGUCACCUGUAAGGGAAACGCAGUACGAUGAAGAAAUAUAUCGUAGCUUCGAAGAUGUUGAAUAUAAAGGGAAACAUGUUGAUGUACGACCAAUGUCACCAUGGAGAAAUGAAUCUAUUUAUUACACACCUGAAACUGAUAGAACACUUUCUUUGGAUUCCUCAGCUCCUACACAGUUUAUCCCUGGAGUAACUUCCCCCGCAACGCCUCCUUGCCAGUUUCCAGUACAACGUCCUGAUAGUUUUGCAACUCCAGAUUAUGGCGAUGGUAUCUUAGAUGUUACUCCACCUCCUUUUAAUGUAUUCGACGAAUAUUCUCCAUGCCAAGAGGGAGCUGGAGCAAGACAAAGGUCGCCCGUUUUAUCUCCACUUUCGACGCCCGAGGGAGUCGCAGGUCCAUCUAACCGAAGACGGAGGUUCUACAAUUCAGAUUUUGAGAGUCCACCAACACCAUCUCCUCCUCGCGUUCAACGAUUUCCUGUUGCCCAAAAAAUAAAAAAACGAGGGAGAUAUCCACCAGAGCAGGAAUUGCCACUGCCAGACAUACCACAAUUUGGUUUGCAAUGGGAAAAUGAGCUUAGAGCACAACAACAACAACAAAUAAAUGAAAAUUUGGGAGAUCCUGCGUUUGUAUCACGAUUUGAAGAUGAACAAUAUUCCUUUAACGAAACACCCCCAGAUCUGCAACAGUAUGAUAAUCUGGUUGGACAAGUGAGCCCUUGUAUUCCUCGUACUCCUACGGCACCUCCUAUAACUCCUUCUAGUUAUCCACCAAUCAGAACACCACCAAGCGUUCCAUCGGGUUCUCCUAGAACACCACCUUUACCACGUGCACCUCCGCAAGUAGAAGCUCCUUGUGUUGCAACACGAGGUACAGGAUCAAGAAGGAUACCAGUACCACGGGCGAAACCUGAUAUAUAUACAACAAGAUCUCAGGUACUUCGAAUGAAGAAAAUGGAACAGCAGAGAGAUGCUACACAAAAGAUCUCACCUGUGAGUAAAAGAUUGCAGGAGAAUCGAGCUAGACUGGCACGAAUCGACGAAGACCGAAAACUAGCGGCAGCUAGAAGACAACAACAACCAAGCCAGAGAAGAUCUAUACCAAGACUUCGGGACGCAUCAUCUAGAACAAGGGCUGCUCCAUGUCAAUUACCCCAAGGCACGACCAGACCAAGGCCAGUUCCAACAUCCGGCUUAAGACCUCCUGCAGCCGGUAGACCAUCUGGCAUAAGACCUCCAGCGGCCGGUAGAUCAUCAGGCGAGCCACCGAGUCCCUAUUCCGAGGAGCCUGCACAUCUAUCAUUUGCAGCGCAAGGCCAGGUCUGUCCAGGUGCAGGAGCCCCGUCCAUACAUGAUGCAGACGAACAAGAAUUAAGAGAAUUUGAACAAUUAGAAAGAGAAAUGGUGGCAGAAGGUCAAGGACAGGUGUGUCCUGGAGCUACAGCACUACCUGAUGAUGCCCCGGAUCAAAGUGAUUUAAGGAGGAGAUUAUUUGAACAACAAAUGGCCAUACAAGGACCUCCUCGCACAGGGCUUCAAUAUCCUGCAGAAGGAAUUACAUAUUCGCCACAAAGGCCAAUGGAAACGUUUGGACACAUACCACCACGUCCAACAAGACCACCCUCUCCAUGUGCCGUUCCCUAUAGUCCAUCCCAGGAAGAAAUGGCCCCUAAAUCUCUGCGAAAACAUAUAAAAGCGACAGCUGAUGCUCGGUUUCAUCCUGGACAACGUAGAGAUUUGUCUCGGGAAGACCGUCGAGUAAUGAGAGGACCACCAUUGUCAAUGCAUAAUAUACCCGAAAGACCAAACUGA
Molecule: messenger RNA, 6077 nt
Organism: Sitophilus oryzae (rice weevil)
Lineage: Eukaryota; Metazoa; Arthropoda; Insecta; Coleoptera; Curculionidae
Exons: 49
Coding region: 114-6077 (1987 amino acids)
Source: RefSeq, a predicted model, not a curated record